GGCAUUGUAGGCUGUGUUGUGUUGGUAAAAAUAAAUGGUGAAAAUUAGGAUGUAGGAAAAUGAGCGCGAGUUUUGAAAGAAGUUCAUAAUCAUUUACUUUGAAGAUUUGUCACGAUAUUAUCUUGAUUUUUCGUCGGUACCCCUACUCCUACUGCUAUGCAAUGUGCAAUGUAAAAAAUUGAAAAAGAGCAUAUUUCGGUGAAUGUUAUGGCUGAACAACGUUUACAAGAACAGCAGGUUGAGGAGGACGAAGACAGUCUUGGCGGGCCACUUGUCGUCAAUAAACUGGAGCAAUUUGGUAUAAGUGCCAGUGAUGUAAAGAAACUUGAAGAAGCUGGAUUGCAUACCAUAGAGGCUGUUGCAUACUCUUCAAAGAGACAUUUGACUCGAAUCAAGGGAAUAAGUGAUGCAAAAGCCGACAAAAUACAGCAGGAGGCAUACAAGUUGAUACCAAUGGGCUUUACUACAGCUACUGAAUUUCAUGCCAAACGAUCAGAACUGAUAUCCAUAACUACAGGAUCAAAAGAAUUAGAUAAAUUGCUUCAAGGAGGAAUUGAGACUGGUUCAAUAACAGAAAUAUUUGGGGAAUUCCGCACAGGAAAAACUCAACUUUGUCACACUCUGGCUGUAACUUGCCAGUUACCCAUUGAUAUUGGUGGAGGAGAAGGCAAGGCAAUAUACAUUGAUACAGAGAAUACGUUUAGACCCGAAAGAUUAUUGGCUGUAGCAGACAGAUAUGGUCUUGAUGGAGAGCAAGUGAUGGAUAAUGUAGCCUACGCAAAGGCUUACAACACAGAACAUCAAUCACAGUUAUUACUUAACACUUCUGCCAUGCUUUCUGAAUCAAGGUAUUCAAUAGUUAUCGUGGACAGUGCUACAUCUUUAUAUCGAACUGAUUAUUCUGGUCGCGGGGAGUUGGCUGAUCGUCAAAUGCAUCUUGCUCGAUUUUUACGUACCCUACUACGACUAGCAGAUGAAUUUGGUGUGGCUGUUGUUAUUACAAAUCAAGUUGUCGCUCAGGUUGAUGGAGCGUCUGUAUUUCAAACGGAUCCAAAAAAGCCAAUUGGUGGACACAUCAUGGCACAUGCUUCUACAACAAGGUUAUUUUUACGAAAAGGUCGUGGUGAAACGAGGAUAUGCAAAAUCUACGACUCGCCUUGUUUACCUGAAGCAGAGGCAAUGUUUGCCAUAAAUCCUGACGGUAUUGGUGACGCCAAAGAUUAGAAAAUGAACUGAAAAUAAUUGCUGCAUCUGAACUUAUCGUCGAAAUCACUAUACUGAAGUGUAGUCAUCUCAUUUUGAGUUAAUUGUUAUUUACAGAAGUACAAAAUUAAAAUGAAUUACAAAAUCAAAA
Molecule: messenger RNA, 1354 nt
Organism: Xenia sp. Carnegie-2017
Lineage: Eukaryota; Metazoa; Cnidaria; Anthozoa; Malacalcyonacea; Xeniidae
Product: DNA repair protein RAD51 homolog A-like
Exons: 8
Coding region: 208-1224 (338 amino acids)
Biological process (GO): mitotic recombination-dependent replication fork processing; reciprocal meiotic recombination; double-strand break repair via homologous recombination
Cellular component (GO): condensed nuclear chromosome; nucleus
Molecular function (GO): double-stranded DNA binding; single-stranded DNA binding; ATP binding
Source: RefSeq, a predicted model, not a curated record